AUGGCAGAUACAUCAGAGAUGCCAGCUUUGGUGUCAUUCACAGAAAAGUGGCACACCGAACCAUACUCUUCCAUCUCCCCCAAGCGACCAGAGCUGUCGUCAAGUGGAAAGAACGUCAUUGUCACCGGCGGUGCAACAGGAAUCGGGCGGGGCAUUGCAGUCGCAUUUGCUCAGGCAGGGGCGAAGUGUGUGUCUAUCAUAGGCAGGCGACUUGACAAGCUCAAGGAGGCAGCGGACAUUAUAUCAAAGGAGGCAAGCAAAGAUACGGAUGUUCUAUACGAACAAGCCGACCUCUCGGAUCGCGGCCAAGUCGAUGCAGCGUUCAAGUCUGUCACGGACAAGUCUGGCAGGAUCGACAUUCUCGUGUCGAACGCUGGCUUCCUGCCAACGCCUGGCAUGCUUGUGGGCUACGACGCGGGCAAACUCAUGCAAGGAUUUGAGCUUAACGUUUUGACCACUUUCAAUGCUCUUCAGGCGUUCGUCCCUCUCGCAGGUCCCCAGCCGCUCGUGAUCCAUAUUUCGACGGCAGUUGCACAUUUCAGGCCCAUGGCUGGAGCAAGCGGCUAUGCGGCGUCCAAAGCGGCCGCUCUCAAGAUCAUGGACUACUUUGCCUGGGAGAAUCCGGAGAUUCAUGUGGUCAAUGUCCAGCCUGGCUGGGUGCCAACAGAUCUCAAUGGACACGAACCUAGAGCUCCUGAUGUUGCUGAUCUGCCCGGACAAUUCUGUGUUUGGCUUGCAUCGCCCGAAGCGAAAUUUCUCAAGAGCAAAUUCGUAUGGGCAAACUGGGAUGUCGAAGAAAUGAUGGAGAGGGCCGAUGAGAUCAAGAACAGCAAGCUGCUCGACUGGAUGCUUGAGGGAGUCCCAAUGUAG
Exophiala xenobiotica is the source of this 870-nucleotide messenger RNA. RefSeq lists its product as uncharacterized. Gene Ontology annotation, molecular function: oxidoreductase activity, acting on the CH-OH group of donors, NAD or NADP as acceptor. NCBI's taxonomy places the organism in Eukaryota, Fungi, Ascomycota, Eurotiomycetes, Chaetothyriales, Herpotrichiellaceae. The record is from RefSeq and is a predicted model, not a curated record. Bases 1 to 870 code for a protein of 289 amino acids. The transcript is spliced from 2 exons.